AUGUUUCACUGGAGCCUACCAUUACUUCUCAGCACUUUGUUCUUGGUGCCGAGUGCCUCAACUCUGGGUACCUCAUCAGGAACUGGCCCAACGAUCAAGUACACUGCAAGUCUCGGGGAAGGCGUUGAGUGCUUUAGCGAGGUCAACGCUGCGCGUGAGGCAGCUGGGCUGCCCAACUUCGCAACAGCUUCGGGCGGCAAUGCGUUAACUGCUCCGGAGGGAACAGAGCUACAGGAGGACAGCGAGUGGAAAAAGGUCUGCACGCAUUUGAUUCCGACGCAAGCAACGGAAGCAAUGGCUGGGUCGAGUACAGCGAAUCCUUUUCAAGACGGAACAUAUGCUUUCAAGUCCCUAACUGCUGCGAAGCCUGACUGCAAGGAAACAGUUGAUUACUGGAAGGCAGCCUACAAAAACUUCACUGGCCUUCCGCCAUCAAAGACUGAAGGCGAAACACUCUACAAAGAUCAAGACAAUGUUUCUUUUGUAGCCCUCUACAAUCCUUCUUCUGAUGCCACUGCAGACUGUCGAGUCGUCACUUGCACUCAAACAAUUACCUCUGCUACAGAUGAUGCAGAUGAUGCAGAGGAUCCAGUGGGGUCAAGUUAUGCGGGAGGCGACAACACAAAAAAUGGUUAUGCGUUGAUUUGCAAGACGAUGCCUGGUGCAUUUGGAACUGGCAGCUCUGCUCCAUUCACGCAGGAGCAGUGGGACAGGAUCGUAUCUUCUCUCACAGGUUCCGCAUCGAUAGCAGCUCCAAGUUUUGUUGCUCUUGCCAUUGUGGCAUUCGGCAUUAUGACUUUAUUGUGA
Messenger RNA from Eimeria necatrix, 807 nucleotides. RefSeq names its product SAG family member. NCBI's taxonomy places the organism in Eukaryota, Apicomplexa, Conoidasida, Eucoccidiorida, Eimeriidae. Bases 1 to 807 code for a protein of 268 amino acids. The transcript is spliced from 4 exons. The record is from RefSeq and is a predicted model, not a curated record.